Molecule: messenger RNA, 2839 nt
Organism: Hemiscyllium ocellatum (epaulette shark)
Lineage: Eukaryota; Metazoa; Chordata; Chondrichthyes; Orectolobiformes; Hemiscylliidae
Gene: riox2
Product: ribosomal oxygenase 2
Exons: 11
Coding region: 197-1612 (471 amino acids)
Cellular component (GO): nucleolus
Molecular function (GO): histone H3K4 demethylase activity; histone H3K36 demethylase activity
Source: RefSeq, a predicted model, not a curated record
AGGUGGCACUGGCCUGAAGGUCUGUUUGGGAGACGUUGGAACCUGUCAGGAACGCGGCGGCUCGAACGUCUACAGCUAAUCUCAACUGGAGGAAGUUUCCUCGUUUCUACUAUUCUGCAGCCAAGGAAGAGCAGUGUUAGCUUUCUCUCAAUAGAGCUUUUGACAAGGUCCCACAUGGGAGAAUGAUAACAAAGAAAUGCCGAAGAAUGUUGGCAGAAAACCAGAAUCUGAAUCUGAGAGAGAGGACGCUGACACCUGCAAAAGAGUCAAGUUAGAUCCAGAUGUUUCUGGCCCAGUUUUUGACUUCAAAAGCCCAGCCACCUUGUUUGAGAGUCUGAUCUCUCCUAUUGGAAGUAAAGAGUUCUUCGGUGAAUAUUGGGAACAGAAACCUCUUCUAGUUCAGAAGAAUAACCCUUCAGUAGCUACUUACUAUCAGUCAUUAUUUAAGUUUGAUGAUUUAAAGGAAAUCUGCAGAAAUGAUGUAUUUUACGGAAGAGAUGUUAACUUUUGUCGAUGUAUAAGUGGGAAAAAGAAGGUUUUAAAUAAAGAUGGAAAAGUAAAUUAUACGCAGUUAAAGAAAGACUUUGAACAGAAGAAAGCUACAAUACAAUUUCACCAGCCACAGAGAUUCAAGGAUGAAUUGUGGAAGAUCCAGGAAAAAUUGGAAUGUUUCUUUGGAUCAUUAGUUGGAUCUAAUGUUUACAUCACACCAGAAGGUUCUCAAGGUCUGCCACCCCAUUAUGAUGAUGUUGAGGUGUUUAUUCUGCAAUUGGAGGGAGAAAAACACUGGCGACUCUACAAACCCACAAAACCUUUAGCUCGGGAAUACAGCACAGAACCUGAAGAUCGGAUUGGAAAUCCAACCCAUGAAUUUACAUUAAAGCCAGGUGAUUUGUUAUAUUUUCCCAGAGGAACAAUACACCAAGCAGAUACUCCAACAGGAGGCUCACAUUCUACCCACAUUACAAUAAGCACCUAUCAAAACAAUACAUGGGGAGAUUAUCUGCUUGAUGUAAUUCCUUGGCUUGUAUAUGAUACAAUGAAAGAAGACAUUGAACUAUCCAGAGGCCUGCCUAGGCAAUAUCUUAUGCAGAUGUGUUCAUCAGCUGAUUCAGCAAGGAAACUGAGUGGAUUCCUGCGAGGGUUGGCAGAUCAACUAGAGAAUGGAAAAGAAACUAGAUCAUCUGAAAUGAGAAAAGAUUUUAUUUUAAACCGAUUACCUCCAUAUAUGGGCAACACUUCAGAUUGUUUGACACAAGCUGGAAAACUGCCUAAACUCAAUGAUCAGAUCCAAUUAAGAUUUAAAGACCAUACUCUGAUUUUGGUGGAACUUGAUCAAGAAAGGACGGAUGAAUCUCGAGAUAUGAUGGUGUAUGUAUAUCAUUCUCUGAAAAAUAGCAGAGAGAACCACAUGAUGGGAGUUGAGGAUAAUGAAGAAGAAGAAAGUUUUCGGGCUCACGGUUUGAGAUUUUCAUGGUCUCAUUUGGAGGCACUGAAACAACUUUGGACAGGUGACACUGUUCCUGUGAAUGAUCUCAAACUGGACUCGGAUAAAGCUAAAGAGAAUCUUGCAUUGUGUUUGUGGACAGAAAAUUUAAUUGAAGUGAGCUAAGUAAACUAUGUUUAGAGUUAGCUCAUCAUUUGAGUGCCUUUUGCGGUUCUAUAUUACAAUAAAACCAUAGAACUGAAAAAUGUCUGCUUUAUGGCGUAUUCAUCUUACUACAUAGAUAUUUAGUACUUGCAAAAAAUUCUAAAUGUCUUAUAGGAAAUAAAACUUAUUAUAAUAGACUUAUAUUUUCAUGUCACAAGAUAUUGCACAUAUUCAGUAUUUUUUUGUCAUUUUCAGUAUCAGAGCAAAUAUGAUUCUCUAGGGAUACCCUCUCCAUCCUCACAAACAAAAUGACCUUUUAUUGUAAAAAUUCCUUCAUAUGCAUUUUUUAAAAAGCUUUCUCACCCUUUUUUUAAAAAAAACAUUACAUAUGUGGAUAAAUAUAUAUGUUUUGCAACCCAGCUUUAUUUCCUGGGUUUCCUUUAAGAUCAAUAAUCUUCCAGGUACCUGCUAAGUAUGGCAAUUAAUGAGCAGAACUAACCAAAAGAUAUUUGGAUAGAUUUUAAAAAUAAACCUAAAAAUCUCAAGCUAUAGUGCCAAGAGCAUUUUUUCAUGAAAAAAGCACCAUUGUAAUAAACAAAUUUACUGAAUAUUUAUUUAAGACAUACUACAUAGAUCUGAUUCAGUUGGUAAUGUUACACUAAUACAGCCAAACUGUAGUAUGUAGCUGUAAAACUGUGUGCAUUGCUAACCUUUCCUUAUCUUUGUUAUUUAUCUAGAUGCUGAAAUAGUAAACCUAAUAAUGUAUCAUACCUUUGGUAUGUUUGGAAUAUGUGUAUGUUUUGAAGAUGAUUAAAUGUUUAAAGAACCUGUUUCUCAAGAUUGACACACCUGAAUUAAAGAAGAAUUCUGAAGCACUAGAGCAAAUAAUAUUUAAACAAAAUUGACACUUUUCUCAAAACUUGUUAAAGUAAGAUAUCUAUCCUUUAUGAUCUAAUUCAACAAUGCAUUUCAAGGUGGAUGACCACUAAUUGAAGCUUCGAUAAAACUUUUUUUUCCUCUCAUUGUUAGUUCAUUUAUUUUUAGCUACAAACUUUGGAGCGCACAGUUUCUGCAAAAGAUUGAGGAUGGGGGAAGGGGGCAGAAUACAGGCACUGAGGUCAUCAGAUUUCUUCCAACUGUGGCCAGGCAAAGCACAUGCCAUUAAUAUUGUAUCUGUAGAAUUAUAUACCUUUUAUGCAUUUGUUGAUCUGUUAUUUCUGUUUUUGUUUUAAUAAAAAAAUUACUAUA